Molecule: messenger RNA, 1042 nt
Organism: Fomitiporia mediterranea MF3/22
Lineage: Eukaryota; Fungi; Basidiomycota; Agaricomycetes; Hymenochaetales; Hymenochaetaceae
Product: peroxiredoxin
Exons: 5
Coding region: 81-710 (209 amino acids)
Biological process (GO): hydrogen peroxide catabolic process; cellular response to stress; response to oxidative stress
Cellular component (GO): cytosol
Molecular function (GO): thioredoxin peroxidase activity
Source: RefSeq, a predicted model, not a curated record
UCAUCGUCCAACCACCGUCACCUUUGUCUUUGAGACUACUCUUGUCCUCUUUCUUACACAUUUUUAACACACACGAAAAAAUGGUUGCGCAAGUCCAGAAGCCUGCACCUGAGUUUGCUGGCCCGGCUGUCGUAGAUGGCGUUAUUACUGAUAUCGCAUCAAAGGAUUUUGUCGGGCAAUGGGUCGUGCUGCUGUUCUACCCAAUGGACUUCACGUUCGUUUGCCCAACCGAGAUUCUUGCGUUCAACGAUAACCUCCCUGCCUUCAAGGCUAUUAACACGACUGUAAUCGGUGUCUCUACCGACUCGCACUUCUCACACCUUGCAUGGACACAACGUCCACGCUCAGAGGGUGGUCUUGGCCCAGACCUUAAGCUCCCACUCCUCGCCGACAAGUCGAUGAAGAUCUCACGCGACUAUGGUGUUCUACUUGAAGAUGAGGGCGUUGCUCUCCGCGGACUGUUCAUUAUCGACCCGAAGGGUACGCUCCGCCAGAUCACUGUGAACGAUCUUCCUGUCGGCCGUUCAGUUGAGGAGACCCUUCGCCUUGUUAAGGCAUUCCAAUUCACUGAUAAGCACGGUGAAGUGUGUCCUGCAAACUGGCAGGAGGGUGGUGCAACAAUGAAAGCCGACCCGAAGGGCUCGCUCGAGUACUUCGCAAGUGCCAAUGCAGACGCAAAUGGAUCCGUCAAGCGUAAGCGGCUUGAUUAAACUAUAGCCGUAUUCCAGUUCACUGCUUUGCUGACUUUUGACCCCCUUUCCCAUCUCCGCUUCUCGACUUAUUGCUCUCGUGUCUGUUAUUGAUUGGCUGUCCCUAAUCACUGUUGUCCCAUCUUGUCCCGAAUUGUCCCGGUUUCGGAUCAUCCUUAUAAAAAUUCACUUAUAUUGUGCUGUGAUUUGAAUUGUUUAUUCAUCUCGCAAUUAUCUUCUGCUUGGAUCUUUACUCAUUCUUUCCAAACUUCUUUUCAAUCUACCUUCAUCUUGCGUUUAUGCUUGCUUCGGAUUUCUUCUCGACCAUUCGCAUCAUGACCCGUUGAUAACAG